AGCAACCUAUGCUAAUGUCUGUACAUAAGAAAGCCUUUCUAGUGUUACAGCUUAGUCGGGAGGACGGCAGUUACAUGGGAGCCUAUUAGAUAACCUAUUUCCCUGUCCCUGGACUCACACAAACAGGGAAUGAACAAUGGAAGACACACAUGGAUAUUCUAGCAACCCAGCCCUGCAAGGUCUUGAAGGCAUGGCGUACAGGAAGGUGCGUGCGGCCCACAAAGGGUCUCUGGAGCGGGAGGAACUGCAGGCAUCCGCCCUGGACCUGGAGUGGGACAUGGAAAAGGAGCUCCAGGACCCGGGACUAGGCCUGGACCGCUUCCAGCUGGAGUGUGUGGAGCAUCGGACCGUGGGUAACUCCAACCGUGCUGAUCCAGACCCAGACCUGGAGCCCAUCCAGCCCUCUGUGUCCGUCUCUCCACACGGUAGGUUUGAGCGGCUGCAGGAGGACCCCAACUACAUCUCCCACUUCACCAGAGCUCCACCCAAGGGCCAGCGGAGAAGCAGCUGCAGCCUGGUCAAGUACCUGCUAGCAGGUGUAGGGCUCUUUAUCCUGGGGAUACUGAUAGGCCACUACGCCCACAGCACGGACAAGCCCACCCCUGAACCCCCCACUGACACAGACCUCCUGGAGGAGCUGCUGAGGGACAUCACAGCUGAGAAGAUCCAGGCUCUGCACAGACCUUUCAUUAGCAUAUCAGACGACAACGAGGAGGCCAGGGCUAAGCACCUGUACCAACAGUGGACAGACCUGGGAUUGACAGACGUCCAGCUGUCCAAUUACAGCGUCCUCCUCAGCCUGCCUGGCCCCUCCUCCAGCAGAAUUGUGGACCGGGCCAGCCACGAGUGUUACCUGCCCAGCGGGGCUCAGUGUGACCCCAGGAACCACAACAACAACCCCACGGCAGACCAACACUUCUCCUACGCUGCCUACUCUGCCACGGGCAGUCUAGAGGCGGUAGUAGUGGAUGUGCAGUAUGGAGGUUUGGAGGACAUAAGAAGAGCCAGAACUACAAUGAAUGUCACCAACCAGAUUGCACUAUUAAAACUGGGACAAGCACCCUUACUUUACAAGAUUUCCAUCCUGGCAGAGAUGGGUUUCGGGGGUGUACUCCUCUACAUGGACCCUUGUGACGGCCCCCGUGACCAGAGUCUGUGGCACAAAGCAUUUGGGGUCACCCUGAACCCUGGGGGAGACCCCUCCACCCCUGGAUACCCCAGUAUUGUGGGGAGUUACAGGGAGGAGUGGCCCAACCUGACGUCUCUGCUGGUCCAGCCAAUCUCUGCCUCCCUAGCCAAAAGGCUGCUCAACAUCCAGUCUGUGGGACUGGGAAGUCCCUGUACUCCUCUGGCCAUGCCUGCUGCCUCAGAGAGGAGGAAGAUACAACUAACUAUUGGAACCCACUCAAUAUACAAGACAGUAAACAAUGUGUGUGGAUACUUGAGAGGAAAGACCAAUCCAGAUCGAUAUGUGCUGGUGGGCAGUCGCCAUGACAGCUGGCAUAAAGGGACAGCAGCUGAUUGGCGCGGCGGCUCUGCCAUGAUGACUCAGAUCAUCACCUCGGUGACCAAGCAGGCCCGGAGAGGCUGGGAACCCGACCGCACCACUGUCUUCUGCUCAUGGGGGGGGUCAGCGCUCGGCAACAUCGGCUCCUUUGAGUGGGGAGAGGAGAACCGGGUGGUGCUGCAGAGCAGGGCUGUAGCCUACGUCAGCCUCCACAGUCCUGUCAGGGGGACGGAGACCCUGCGCUCCACUGCCUCUCCCUCACUGCUCCAACUCACCUCAGACAUCCAGAAGAGGCAGCUGCUGAGCUGUAUUCGAGGUGGAAGCUGCCCUGGACCAAAUGUCAGCUCCCUACAGAUCCCUGGGGACGUCAGCUUCUUUGCCAACCACCUCGCUGUCCCUACUAUGGAGUUUGCAUUUGAACAGACCAAAGCAGAAGAGAAAAGCAGUUUUCUCUCUGAAGCCCUGUUUUCUGCAGAGUCACCGGAGACCUUGGAUCCCCUCUUCAAAUUCCAUGAGACUAUCGCUAAGAUGACAGCAGAGGUCAUUCUUCGACUCGUCAAUGAUCCAGUACUUCCAUUCUAUCCUCUUGAUAUCGCCCUGGAUGUCCAGGAUAAACUCAAAGAUGAUCCCCUGAGGACCCCCAGACUGCUGGCAGCAGCUGCUUCCCUCAGAGAGAGCUCAGCCUUCCUCCAGUCUGAGACCAUGCGUCCAGCCAAUGACCCCAAGGAGAGGGACCCCUCCCAUGUCCGCAUGCUGAACGACGUGCUCCGGGACCUGGAGAAGAGCUUCAUGGUCCCCCAGCCCCCUCCAGGUGUCUACAGGAACCUGUUGUACAGUCUGAAUGGGAAGGUCCCCCAGUUCUCCAUACUGAAGUACCCCCUGGAUCCACUAAAACACAACGCUGUAAACAAGUCUCUGUCACUGAUAAUAAACGCCAUCAAUUCAGCUGAAAAACUCAUUCGCUGUGGGCUUGACCUCUUUGAAAACAGUCCAGAUGACACAAAUUGACCCAACGAAUCCAAUCAGCUAAGGUUAGAGGCACUGUAUGGCUGCACUGCCUAGACCAAUGGUAUCUGCAUACGUGCCUCAGAUACCUAAGUUCACUCUGCACAAUGAAGUGUGGCACUUUUUUUUUUUUACAAAGAGAUCACACUAAAGUAAUAUGAAGAGACCGGGACCCCUUCUUGCACUACUCUUCUUGAGCGCCUACUGUGUUCAGGUUUACCAAACGUUUAAUAAGCAAUGUUGAUUUCUUCUAGAUCCUUCUGGCUGUCAAUGAAAGUGCUGGGCUAUCCAAGAUGUCCUAAUGCCUCAUUUAUACAUGUCUGUCUGGCUGUCUGGAACAACGACAGACAGGCAGGCACGUAUAAACUGAGAACGUGAAGAAACACCGGAACACAGGAGUGAGCUAAAUCUAAAAGACAGAGAGAUUCACAACCACGCAGAGCUUGAUAGAUAAACAUGCAUUUUGAAGUGAGUAAUGCGUCACUGACUACAGCAUGUUUUUACACGAGUGGAUAAACACUAUAAGGCCAGCUGGAUGUAUUUAUGCUCAGAUGCCCUAUUGAACAAUCUCUGCCUCUGUCUAAACAUUCAAACAAAACAUACAGUAUGACACCAUUCCAUGCUCUUAGUUCUGCUGAAAGCACAACAACCCUCUGUUCUGCUCUCAUUGUGCCUUGUGAUUUUCUACAGGCAAGGCAAAUGUGUAUCUAUGACAGAGCAGAGGAGAACAUGUUUGGAUUAUAGUAAGUGUGUGAGAAAUUAGCUAUAUUUACAGAGGCAUGAUUGGUGAGGUAAACAGUGACAGUGGUGUGACAUGGCCUGUUUUGACAGUUGACAUGCUCAACCGUACUUCUUAUACUAGUCAUACGCAUUACCGUCUUGACUGCAGACCCAAGCUGGCUUUAAGGAUGCUUAAAUUUGAUUUGAAGUCCCUGAAAACUGCAUUUUGUAUGAUUCUAUUUUUCAGUGUCUCAUGCACCAUAUGAUUGAAUCCAAUAACCAGCACAGUAAAGUGCUCUCUACCAGAUGUGUGCUUUGAUUGGAUGUUUUUUUCUCUUCUACUUUGAUGUAUUGAAAACUAAUAAUUCAUCUUUGAUAAGGUCUCGUACCCAAAGUGAAAUGUGAUAUCCGUAUUUUUCUAAUAACUGUGAAUUACUUGGAGUCCUCCAAUGAUCAAUGUUAUUAAAAACAGGCAAGUCUCUGCAAUACUUUGAUAUAGAAGCAAUGGCAAUACCAACGGACAAGAGUAGUGUGGUUGUCGACAAAACAAACCUCACUUUCCCUAUUUGUACAUACAGUAAGGAUGGACUGAUGAAGAAAUGUGUAGUAUUACAGUAGCUGUUAUUUGACUCAACUUAUUUGUUAUGCUUUGUUCAUGGUAGACUUCAUGUGUUAUUUUUGCAUGAGCUUUGACAUUCAUUGGGAUGAAUCUUGUCUUUGAGGCAGCGCUGAGCGAUUUCCACUACAAGGGCUUGAGGCAAAGUCAAGAUUGUCUAUAUUAUAUCGUACAAAUUAUUAUAGUUUUUUUUAAAUCACUUUUUGGUCUUAAUUUAAGGCUAGGGUAGGCAUAAGGUUAGCAGUGUGGUUAGGGUUAUGUUUUAAAUAAGAUUUUAUUACAUUGUGGCUGUGCCAGCUAGUGACUACCCUUCAGAGCUGCCUCCAGUACAUCAAACAUACCAAUAAAUGACAACCUGCAUAUUGCAAUUUACGUCAUUUGUUUUGCUUAUUUUUUGAGGGUUUAAGUGAUAUUUUCUUAAUUGCAGGGUUAUGUAAUGCUGUUGUGUCCAUCUCAAGGAUAAAUGUUGAUUUUGAAGGUAGUGGAACUGUCUCCAAAAGCCUCCUAUGCCAAUAGGAGUAAUCCAUUACAAUUAGUAAUCCUUUGUCCAUCAUCAUUAUUGUCAUCAUUAUAAGACAUUUGCACUAGUGAUUGUGUUUUUGAUAACGUUUUUAAAAAUGUGUGAUAUAAAGGUCACUGGAAUUCAUAAUAAGGAUUUAAUGAUAUUUUGUUAAAGAAAUUGUACUUGACUUAACUUUUCAAAAAAAAUGGAAUGGCUAUUUAGGAACACUUCAUUCAGGGACUACAAUAUUAGCUAAGCUUUAAAUUAUGUACGUGCCUUUAUUUGAAAAUCAUGAAUGUUUUAAGAAAGGUUCUUCGGCUGAUGUCAAUAGUACAUGUGUACAUUGUUAUUUUGCUUGAAUAGAGGAAUCUGUUUGAUUUCGAUACCAAAAACGAAUUGUGUGCUGUAUAAAACCCUAUUAGUUUAGGAUUAAUUCAACAACAGUAGGCCUACUACAUUUUUAGUGGCAUGAAAAUAAUAAGAAAUUAUAAAAAGCCAAUUGUCUCAUUCCUUCAAAUUGGUCAAUUAAUAAUCUUCUGAGGACUUCUUCGGAGGACCAUUACAUAACUUUAUUACAGGAUUUGUAUUAAUUUAUUUUAUCAUUAAGAAGUUGACAUUGUUCAUGCAUAGUAGCAUAUAAAAUGCCCUUUGUAAAAGGUGAACAGGUGAAUGUUUUUUUUGUUACAUAAAAUAAGGUUUUUAUAAGGUAACAGCAACAAGCUUUUGGUAUGAGUUAUCUGGAAGCAUGGUAAGUAUGGAAGUAGUUCCAUCAUUCACUGUAGUAUGUAGUAUGAAAUGGCAGAUUGUUAUGCUCCUACUGUACCUCCAAAUAUAGUAGCUUUUAGUUGGACCAUGAGCUUCAAAUAGGCUAUAUCAAAUGUCUUCAAUUGUACAGUUAUUUAUGUGAUGCUUUGUACAAUCAUAUAAUAUUACACACGUUAGAUGUGUUGCAUGAUGUGUUACAUUAAAUACUGCAUUGACUUGCAUGAAUAUUGCAUGUAUUUGCACUAAGCAUCUUGAUUGUGAGUUUACCCAGUCUUAUAUUGUUGUAAAUUGUGAUCAUGUCUUUAGUCUCUUAAGUAAUAGGUAUCAGGGUUUUGGCCACUUGAAAUUCCUUUGGGAUUUGUUUCUUUAAAUUUCUCUUAAUAUGGCUGGUCAAGCAGGAACUAUCAUGUAUUGAAUCCCCAUGUCAUUGGUAUCAUAUGCAAUAAACGCUACAUUGGCAUGA
This is a messenger RNA of Oncorhynchus keta (chum salmon), 5578 nucleotides long. RefSeq names its product inactive N-acetylated-alpha-linked acidic dipeptidase-like protein 2. Bases 137 to 2515 code for a protein of 792 amino acids. The record is from RefSeq and is a predicted model, not a curated record. The transcript has 14 exons. NCBI's taxonomy places the organism in Eukaryota, Metazoa, Chordata, Actinopteri, Salmoniformes, Salmonidae.